Messenger RNA from Dreissena polymorpha, 10717 nucleotides. RefSeq lists its product as uncharacterized. NCBI's taxonomy places the organism in Eukaryota, Metazoa, Mollusca, Bivalvia, Myida, Dreissenidae. The coding region runs from base 188 to 7090 and encodes 2300 amino acids. The record is from RefSeq and is a predicted model, not a curated record. The transcript is spliced from 6 exons.
CAUGAAUACAAUGUUGUAGUGAAUGGAUACUCAAAUGCAACGAACUGCAUGACGAAUGAAAACCACUGAAACGAGCAUAUCAUAUACUCAAUUUUGAACACUGGAAUCUUACGUAUAAGGGAAAUGAUGUCGUGUUUAUAGAUGUCCAUCAACGACCGCACAACUGAACGGUGCAUGUUAUUAUAGCAUGAUGGCCUCCAACACCAACCUCUUCACUGACAAGGAGACAACUAAUUGGUUCAAGGCGGCCCUUGCACUCAAUGUGGCGAAGCAAGGACUUACUAACUUUCUUGACAAACAAUUACAGAAUGUACACGCCGUUGUAGGUAGGGGUUGUGGAAACUGUCCGAUUGAAAAACUCAUAUCAUGUCCCACAAAGCCAUAUUGUAAAAAGGCGAAACGGAAUUAUUGUUCUUUUCACAAAUCACAGAAACCACAGCCGUGCUCAACAUGUGAUAACGUAAAACAGAAUAUUAUAUCACAGCACAGAUACAGUGGGCCGUCCUGGAGAAACACUCGUGCGGAAAACUGGGCACACGACUAUUGGGAAAUAGGAAAAUGCUUCCUCCCUCCAGACGGAUAUAGCAGCGUUUGCUCGGUCCAUGAAUCAGACUUUAAUGGUGUGAUAAGCAUCUUUUUGAAUUGCCUACAUUUCCAGACAUGUCUAUCCUCCUCGUGCCUAUCACCUCCACCGCCUGAUAAACAAUGUCCACUAGAAAAGGUCCGUCAGAUCGGCCGAGAUGUACGUCACACAUCCAACUGCAAGGUUACCGAUGCUGACCUGCAGGACUAUUUCCAGACACUGUCCACGCUACUGGCUGACCCAAACUGCUUACAACAUGAUCCAUCAGCAACGCUUGCAUGUACGAGACUAAGAGAUAUGCAGAAUGAUCGCAUGUCCAUCAAAGAAUUGGGAGAGCUGUUAAAGGAGGCCCAUCAAACGCUCAAACAUGCGAUAGAGGCGGGUGAACGUUUUUCCGGGGAAGCAAAAAGGACCUGUGCAGAGGCUAAUGCAUAUUUUAUGUGUUUGAAGCAAAGCCUAAAAAAGAAGACUCAGGAUGGAGAACAACGCCUUACAAACCAGACACAUGCUGGUCAACGACGCAUUAAAAGCAAGACAAAAGCUGGGCUAAAACACAUUGAACGCAAGAGACAAGUUGCGGAACAAUGCCUUGAAAGCAAGAUUAAGGAUGGGACACAACGAAUUGAAUACACUAUGCAGGAUAGCAUUACACGCAUGCAACAGGCAGCGAACAAAAGUACACAAUUAGAAUACGAACGAGAAAAAGCAGAUUUUCGCAGCAACCUUAUGCAGUUCUAUACGACGAAGAUGAAUACUGUAUCUGUUUUUCCAUUAAGGGAGGGUUGUGACAAACCCGUGUGGGAUAUCUUUGUGACACCUAAAUUGAUUCCUAUUAUUAUCGAAAAAGAUGGUUCUCGAACGAAAACAAACCACACGAUAGAACAAUACAAGGACAUAUUUUACAAUUAUAAAAAACUAAAUCGUGUAUUUAUUCAAGGAGAUGCCGGAAUGGGGAAAUCUACAUUCCUAAUUAAACUUGCGCUUGACUGGUGCGAGGCAGUGUCAUUGCACUAUCCAAAUUGCGUAUCCACAUUCAGAGAUGUUGAUACGUUAAGGGACUUCUCGUUUCUGUUUCACAUUUCACUAAGAGAUGCCAUCGGUCAGCUUGAGGUGAUAAAGAUGAUUAAAACACAAUUAAUAGACUUGAUUUACACGGGUGAUGAACGUAUAAAGGCAUUUAAGCUUUUACAACAAAUCCUGAAACAAGAAACUUGCAUCGUUACUAUGGAUGGACUGAACGAAUGGGCAGAUGAUUUUAACAAAUACACUGUACCUUUAAUUGCAAAUAAUCAUACAAAGUGCGUAUCCUUAGUAACAACGCGACCAUGGAAAAUGAUUGGUGAGCGGAUCAAGGAUUCUGAAAUUGACAGACUUAUAGAAAUUGAAGGGAUAACUGAUUCAGAAGCGCUCACGAAGAACAUACUCAGUCUUCACACGGGUACUGACAGGACACACACUGAAUUCAAGAUGUACGUUAAGGGACAUCAAUUGAUGCGUUUUCUUACGUCGCCCUGGUUGCAGAUGUUGUUAAUUAAUGUGUGGAUAAACAAUAACGCUUUUAAAGGUUCUUUGUGCGAAAUUAACUGCAUUCUACUUGACCUUCUUUUUAAGAAGGCAAAUGCAAAAAAGGGUUAUUUUAAAAUUGGGCAUUCGAUGCAGUGUUUAUCAAAUACGAGCUUCAUUAAGGAAAGUGUCGAUAUAUUUGAUGCGCUUGCGAAUGCUGCGUUUCAAUUUACGUUUUCAUCAAAAAAAUCUUUAGCGUUCAGCGAACGGGAAUUAAUGAAUUAUUUAACUGAAGAACAGUUGCAAUUUUGCCUCCAUGCUGGUGUUUUAACACAAAGACACAGUGUCGGUAUAGCAGCACAGGAAUCACAGUUUUCUUUUAUACACGAGACAGUUCAGGAAUUCCUGGCUGCAUAUCAUAUCGCAAAUUCAAAGCAAGAACUUGAUGAGUUUUUCCAAACCGAAACGAAAUAUAAUGUUUUAGAAAUGAGUCAGACAGUUAUUUGUCUGUGUGGGCUAGACUGUAAGAAAGCUAAUGAACUGUUAAACCGUCUGACUGACGUCGAGUUCCUCGAAAACAUAAACGAAGGACUAAGCAUGUACGUACAGCGACACUCUGACAUUGAACACAUAUUGGCAUAUCAGACUGACGAUUAUACAAAUAUCAAGAAUGUUAAAUCAAAACACACUCAGAUGGCUAAAGAUGCACCUUUUAAUAUUGCACUUUCAGUCUUGUUCCAGCGCAUAAUUAUUUCAUGCUGCAUUGAGGCUAAAACCAGCGGUCAGAAGGAAAUCGGCUUGAAUUGUAGGGACUUUGUAUUUAGUAAAUAUUUGAGUAAUGCCGAUUCAAAUGCAUUAAAAGGACUGUUAAUGUUCAACAAGUCAAAUGUGCGGUCACUUAUUUUAGAAACUAAUGUUCUACAAACAGGCGAAAUACUGACAGCCCUUCAACAUUCCAAGCGUAGUCUGAAACGCGUUUCGACGAAAGUGACUCCAGAAAUUAAUAAAGAAUUACAUCAGAUGAUCAUACAAGAGCUUCACUGUACUGGGAAAAUUGACGUACCAUCAUUUUCUUGCGUACUGCCGUCCCUGUCUCAAUUAACGUUUUUGAAAAUCGAAGACUCAAGUUUUUCGGAAGACAUCAGGCUUCCUGACACAAUACAAGCCAUUAGUUUGUUUAAAUGUACAUGUACUGACGUGUUUCUACGUAGGUUACUGGUGCACUUAGCGUCAUUAAAACACGAUAUUCAAUGUGCUUUGUUUGAGAUUGUAACUGAUUGCAAAACAAACCUAUAUCAGUCAGAAUUAUUGUUAAGUGACAUGACAAAUAUUUGCCUUGAUUUGAAACUGGGCAAUACUGAUUUAUAUGGAUUACUUCAUGGCACAUCUAUCGGGAAACUUUCACCGAGAACCGCUUGUGAACUCAUAUUAGCAUCAAAGAUUCUUCACACGCUCAACAAGCUCAAAACGCUUUAUUUGUGGGGAAUCUAUACUGUCAGAUGUGAUCUCAGGCUUCCUGCUUCAUUGCAGUGUAUUAGUCUGCAAGAAGUCGAAUGUUCAUCUGAGUGGCUGUGCAGCUUGUUGAUCACGCUAUCUUCAUUAGAUCAUCCUGUAAAGUGUGAGCUGUGGGAUGUUGUAUUGCAGCCAUGUGAAGAAGCAAGUGGAGAUGAUUCUCAAAUACAUGCAUCAGACUUGCACUCUGAAAUAUUGUCACGUGACCUGUCAAAUAUUGAGAUAUUAAUGGAAAAUUGCAGUAUGGAACUGUUGGAAAUAUUACGUGAUUCAAGUAUAGGGAUCCUAGAUCUAAGAACGGCUGAUUGUGUCUCAUUAGCGUCAGAGAUUCUUCACACGCUAUACAAGCUCGCAACGCUCUUUUUGUGGGGGACAUAUACGGGUCGAUGUGAUCUCAGGCUUCCUGCUUCAUUACAGUGUAUAAGUCUGCAAGAAGUCGAAUGUUCAUCUGAGUGGCUGUGCAGCUUGUUGAUCACGCUAUCUUCAUUAGAUCAUCCUGUAGAGUGUGAGCUGUUGGAUGUUUUAUUGCAGCCAAGUGAAGCAACUCGUGGAGAUUAUUCAGAUAUACCUGUAUCAGACUGGCGAUCUGAAAUAUUGUCACGUGACCUGUCCAAUAUCCAGAUAUUAGUGAAAAAAUGCAGUAUGGAACUGUUUGAAAUAUUACGUGAUUCAAGUAUAGGGAUCCUAGAUCUAAGAACAGCUGAUUGUGUCUCAUUAGCGUCAGAGAUUCUUCACACGCUAUACAAGCUCGCACAGCUCUAUUUGCGUGGGACAUAUACGGGUCGAUGUGAUCUCAGGCUUCCUGCUUCAUUGCAGUGUAUUAGUCUGGAGGAAGUCGAAUGUUCAUCUGAGUGGCUGUGCAGCUUGUUGAUCACGCUAUCUUCAUUAGAUCAUCCUGUAGAGUGUGAGCUGUUGGAUGUUUUAUUGCAGCCAAGUGAAGCAACUCGUGGAGAUUAUUCAGAUAUACCUGUAUCAGACUGGCGAUCUGAAAUAUUGUCACGUGACUUGUCCAAUAUCCAGAUAUUAGUGGUAAAAUGCAGUAUGGAACUGUUGGAAAUAUUACGUGAUUCAAGUAUAGGGAUCCUAGAUCUAAGAACGGCUGAUUGUGUCUCAUUAGCGUCAGAGAUUCUUCACACGCUAUACAAGCUCGCAAAGCUCUUAUUGUGGGGGACAUAUACGGGUCGAUGUGAUCUCAGGCUUCCUGCUUCAUUACAGUGUAUUAGUCUGGAGGAAGUCGAAUGUUCAUCUGAGUGGCUGUGCAGCUUGUUGAUCACGCUAUCUUCAUUAGAUCAUCCUGUAGAGUGUGAGCUGUGGGAUGUUUUAUUGCAGCCAAGUGAAGCAACUCGUGGAGAUUAUUCAGAUAUAGCUGUAUCAGACUGGCGAUCUGAAAUAUUGUCACGUGACCUGUCCAAUAUCCAGAUAUUAGUGAAAAAAUGCAGUAUGGAACUGUUGGAAAUAUUACGUGAUUCAAGUAUAGGGAUCCUAGGUCUGAGAACGGCUGACUGUGUCUCAUUAGCGUCAGAGAUUCUUCACACGCUAUACAAGCUCGCAACGCUCUUUUUGUCGGGGACAUAUACGGGUCGAUGUGAUCUUAGGCUUCCUGCUUCAUUGCAGUGUAUUGGCCUGCUAGAAGUCGAAUGUUCAUCCGAGUGGCUGUGCAGCUUGUUGAUCACGCUAUCUUCAUUAGAUCAUCCUGUAAAGUGUGAGCUGUGGGAUGUUGUAUUGCAGCCAUGUGAAGAAGCAAGUGGAGAUGAUUCUCAAAUACAUGCAUCAGACUUGCACUCUGAAAUAUUGUCACGUGACCUGUCAAAUAUUGAGAUAUUAAUGGAAAAUUGCAGUAUGGAACUGUUGGAAAUAUUACGUGAUUCAAGUAUAGGGAUCCUAGAUCUAAGAACGGCUGAUUGUGUCUCAUUAGCGUCAGAGAUUCUUCACACGCUAUACAAGCUCGCAACGCUCUUUUUGUCGGGGACAUAUACGGGUCGAUGUGAUCUUAGGCUUCCUGCUUCAUUGCAGUGUAUUGGCCUGCUAGAAGUCGAAUGUUCAUCUGAGUGGCUGUGCAGCUUGUUGAUCACGCUAUCUUCAUUAGAUCAUCCUGUAAAGUGUGAGCUGUGUGAUGUUGUAUUGCAGCCAUGUGAAGAAGCAAGUGGAGAUGAUUCUCAAAUACAUGCAUCAGACUUGCACUCUGAAAUAUUGUCACGUGACCUGUCAAAUAUUGAGAUAUUAAUGGAAAAUUGCAGUAUGGAACUGUUGGAAAUAUUACGUGAUUCAAGUAUAGGGAUCCUAGAUCUAAGAACGGCUGAUUGUGUCUCAUUAGCGUCAGAGAUUCUUCACACGCUAUACAAGCUCGCAACGCUCUUUAUGUCGGGGACAUAUACGGGUCGAUGUGAUCUUAGGCUUCCUGCUUCAUUGCAGUGUAUUGGUCUGGAGGAAGUCGAAUGUUCAUCUGAGUGGCUGUGCAGCGUGUUGAUCACGCUAUCUUCAUUAGAUCAUCCUGUAAAGUGUGAGCUGUGGGAUGUUGUAUUGCAGCCAUGUGAAGAAGCAAGUGGAGAUGAUUCUCAAAUACAUGCAUCAGACUUGCACUCUGAAAUAUUGUCACGUGACCUGUCAAAUAUUGAGAUAUUAAUGGAAAAUUGCAGUAUGGAACUGUUGGAAAUAUUACGUGAUUCAAGUAUAGGGAUCCUAGAUCUAAGAACGGCUGAUUGUGUCUCAUUAGCGUCAGAGAUUCUUCACACGCUAUACAAGCUCGCAACGCUCUUUUUGUCGGGGACAUAUACGGGUCGAUGUGAUCUUAGGCUUCCUGCUUCAUUGCAGUGUAUUGGCCUGCUAGAAGUCGAAUGUUCAUCUGAGUGGCUGUGCAGCUUGUUGAUCACGCUAUCUUCAUUAGAUCAUCCUGUAAAGUGUGAGCUGUGGGAUGUUGUAUUGCAGCCAUGUGAAGAAGCAAGUGGAGAUGAUUCUCAAAUACAUGCAUCAGACUUGCACUCUGAAAUAUUGUCACGUGACCUGUCAAAUAUUGAGAUAUUAAUGGAAAAUUGCAGUAUGGAACUGUUGGAAAUAUUACGUGAUUCAAGUAUAGGGAUCCUAGAUCUAAGAACGGCUGAUUGUGUCUCAUUAGCGUCAGAGAUUCUUCACACGCUAUACAAGCUCGCAACGCUCUUUUUGUCGGGGACAUAUACGGGUCGAUGUGAUCUUAGGCUUCCUGCUUCAUUGCAGUGUAUAAGUCUGGAGGAAGUCGAAUGUUCAUCUGAGUGGCUGUGCAGCUUGUUGAUCACGCUAUCUUCAUUAGAUCAUCCUGUAAAGUGUGAGCUGGCGGAUGUUGUAUUGCAGCCAUGUGAAGAAGCUCGUGGAGAUGAUUACCAUAUACAUGUAUCAGACUGGCGAUCUGAAAUAUUGUCACGUGACCUGUCCAAUAUCCAGAUAUUAGUGAACAAUUGCAGUAUGGGACUGUUGGAAAUAUUGAGCGGAUCAAGUGUUGGAAUUGUGAAAGGAACUUAGUUUCAAAUGGAUUUAUAAGACAGAGUUUAAAUACAUAUUACCAGCUUCUCUUCAAUUUGUUAUUUUGUAUACGAAGGAUCGUGUUCAUCAGACUGGCUACACAGUUUGUUAAUACACCAUUCACAGUUUUGUCAUUUCGUGCGCUUGUUCUUAAAUAAAUAUGCAGUGUUACAGAAUUAAUCGCACAGUGAUAUAGAUUCAGAACCGCCCGUACUGCGAUGUGCAGAUCUGUCGAGUGAUAAAUUAGAGGUUAUGAAGGGCUGCUCUGGAUUGUAUGAAUCCUUACCCACAAUGCACAUCAUCAGUCUGAACAUGACUCAGAUAGAUCACGUUGACAUGCUGUCACAGACACUGCCUACUUGGAGCAGCUGAGGAUUUGUUUGCAUAACUAUCAUAUGAAUAUGAGGAUGCCGGGAUCUAUUUAGUAUGCGUUUAUGAUUUUUAAAACAUUGUCUCCAUCCUCGCUACAACAUUUCGUGCAGAUCAUGCUUACUACCAAACAUGAUUACAUUUUAAACUGUUUUCCGUGUUGAAGGGAAUGAAUACGAAUAUACGAAAAUCAAAGAAGAAUAUUGUAACCAAGAGUUAUUGGAUGUGCAACUGUUUGAAGCUGUAGACAAACGACAUGCUGUUGGUGGUGGUUGGGCUUCUCGCACACUUUCUGCUACCGCUGAUGAUGCUGAUGACGAGUAUGAUAAAUAUUUACUACGAAGAGAAGGAUAAUACGUUGAUUGGAAACCGUGGAUUCACUUUUUUUCAAAUUCGUUUUUAAGUUGCAAUUCAGCGGGUUAAACCAUGGUCAUCGUCGCCGCGAAACCAAUUCAGCGGGGUAAACCAUGGUCACCGUCGCCGCGAAACCAAUUCAGCGGAGUAAACCAUAGUCCUCAUCUGCGAAUUACCAAUUCAGCAGCGCAAACUAUGGUCUUCAUCGCCGAUUAACCAAGUCAGCAGCAUAAAGCAGCGAACGCUACUUGAAGGGAGUUGUACCCCCGUGGUCUCGUGGGAGCAAUUCAUAAGAAGUUUCCAGUGACCGCGAUUGUGGAUGAAGUUCUGCAACAAGAAAAACGUCCACCGCAUACUUAACUGCACUGUCCAUUGCCCAAGCAUCUAUGGUUACACGGUAUUCCUCAUCGAUGAAGAAGAAAAGCAGCUCUACUAUCCACGAUUUGCAACGUUUCAAUAACUGGUUAUUCAUGCCUACAUGGUUUACUCUUUUUGAUAAAUGGAUUCAGUUACAAUACUUUCGCAGGAUGUUGCGUAAAUUGCACAUAGUGUGUGUGCCAUUUGUGUAUGAUUGUGCCGCCAUUGAUGACGGGAGGUGCUACGUUUUAUAGCGUUGUUUUUUAAUCUUGAUUGAUAUAGUUACGAUUCAUGACAUUUGACCAAUAGAAUGUAAAGAUUUACUAAGACGUUGCUAUUGAAGCAUAGUUGUACAGGCAAUAUGUUGACAUUGUUUUGCGAUUUUACAUAGUUUCUUACGAAAGUAUGUAUACCGGAUUCCCAAAAUAAUUUGUAAAUAUGAAGGUGUGUACAAUAAUAGUUUUAACGUUAUUGUUCAUUGAAAAUAACCAUGCACUUAAAAUGUAGAUGGUCUAUAAAUGUACAUAGCAUGUAAAUGACUUAUUUAAAUUGUUUUUCCCCAUGCAUUUAAUGGAUAUGUAGUUUAUGCAACUCAAUGAAAGGAAAAUAUUUUUAGAUUACAAAUUGAUUAGUUACCUAUAGACAAUAUUUAUAAGUAUGCAAUCACAAAGUGGUAUAGAUGCAUUUAAAAAGCUCUUUUGUACAUGUAUGUUUGCCUUUUGAAAGCCUCUAUAUAGCUCCAAAUCAACGAAAAUUUCGUACAGUAUUUCGUAAAAUAAGUUAACUUCUAAACAAUCAGUAUUCCUUAUAGCAAAAGCCACAAAUUCAACGCUAGAUGUGGUAUGAUUACAUAUAUUUUUGUAGGUACAAAAUGCUCGUUUUUAUUUAUUUGUGACACAAUGAAUUCCAUUUUAAUUUCCCGCAAAUAUAUCUAUUCAUACGACACACGAACACUAAAAUGGUACCAUCUUAAUGUUCAUGUGUCGUAUGAAUAGAUAUCGUUGCGGGAAAUUAAAAUGGAAUUAACUAUGCAAAACAAUAAUAAAAACGAGCAUUUUGUAUCUACAAACAUCCAUUUUACCAGACCAUAUAUGCCGUUGAAAUUUCGGCAAUUGCCAUAAGGAACACUGGCUUUUAAUUGUUAAACUUUAAUUUACGAAAUACUGUACGAAAUGUUUGAGUAAUAUGGGUAGGGCUGCAACGGGUACCCGAAAUAUCCGAUGAUAUCGGAUCCAACUUCAGAUUCGCGGGUACGGAUCCACCCCUGGAAAUUUCGGCUCCGGGUAUUUAUUUUCAUAGUUGUAUGUAACCUAGCGUUGUUUUCACAAGUUCGUAUCCUUGCCAAAAUACCUUGGUUAGCUCUUUUCCACUCACAUACGCACUUUGAUGCGUUUGUGGUCCCUUAGAAAAUCAAAUUAAAUUUAAGACCUUAAAAUUAAGAGAAAGAAAUUUAAAAAAAGGCUUCAUUUCAAACCUUAAGAUAAUGUUUAGCAUCAAACAGCAUAAAACCUUAACAGACUGCAAGUAACUUAGAAUAAAAAAUAAAAUGUGUUUGGCUCCAAUUAUAUUCAGAUAUGCAUGCUUUUCAAUUAAUGCAUUAUUUAGCUUUGUUAAUUCAUCUAAGGGGAAAAUCCUUUGAGAAUUGAUGCUUAUGGUUGUUAAAUAUGUGAAUAUUGUUACAGCUUAAUAAGUUUAUUCUUAUUGAUGUAUUAAUGAAUUUGUAAUAUCGGAUGAUCAAACAUUUGAAUACUUUUAUAACCAAGUGCUAGUAUUUGAAUAUGAACUUUGCCAUUUGUUGUCAUCCCUAAUUUGAAAUAGUUUUUUUAAUAUAAGCUACUUUAUAGUAGAAAGGAAAACGACGAGAUGAGCUUUGUUAUGAUGUGGAAGAGGUACAUGUAUCUAUUUGUGUUUUUCUUUUGUGUGCAAUAUUAUAAAACUUGUAUUUCUGUUGCAUUUCAUUUAUUUAUAUUACAGUUAUACCAGCUGCAUUCGAUGUUUUAUUUCUCAGUGAGCACUGUAAACAUUAUUUUGUGUUGAUGAAUUGUCAUAUUGUAUUGUGAAAUUUUAAACUUUACAAAUAAAUCUUGGUAUCUGCAUCAUACAUAAUUGUGUGCUUGUGUGUAGAGAUAUUACAUCAAUUUGUUUCAGAUUGUUCAUUUGAGGUACAGAUAUGUGAAACCAAUAUGAUGUACAGAUAAGAAGAAACCUCAUGUUUUUCCAUUUUUUUUAUUUUAAACAUGCGAACAAUUACACCUUCAAUAUAACAAUAUCAACAACAGUUAUAUAUAUGCUGUUAAGAUAAGAAACAUUAAGGAACAAUAAUGCAAUAUAUCCACAACAAAGCAACAGUUACAAUAUGAAACUACUGACAGUAAUGCAUUAUAUUGAACUGAAAUGAGCUUCAUUUAUAACUUUAUCAUCAAAUUAGAACUUAUUAAAAUAUUUAUACAACAUGUUUUGUUAAGCACUACCAAUCAGUCUUUGACCGAAGCCUGUUGCUUCUUAAAAUGUUUAAGAAAUUUUGGAAAUAAAGUUAUGCUUCCCCUU